Papaver somniferum (opium poppy) is the source of this 1442-nucleotide messenger RNA. Its product is annotated as protein LNK3-like. Bases 120 to 1097 code for a protein of 325 amino acids. Lineage: Eukaryota; Viridiplantae; Streptophyta; Magnoliopsida; Ranunculales; Papaveraceae. The record is from RefSeq and is a predicted model, not a curated record. The transcript is spliced from 6 exons. Gene Ontology annotation, biological process: regulation of DNA-templated transcription; circadian rhythm.
UCUGCCUUUGCUUAUUUUUUUUUGUGUCAACUAAUUAUCAUCCCAUCUUCUUCUUCUUCAACUUCAACUUUUCUCAGCUCAAGCUCUGUUUCUUCUUCAUACAGAUUUACACUCAAAAGAUGUAUAACAUGGAAAAUUACAAUUCAAGCAAGGUUAAUCAACAACAACAGUAUCAAGAUGAAUGUGACAGACCUCUUACUUCCGAUGAUUGGUACCAGUGGAUGCAGAGUUCUUCUUCUGAUGGUAUAUGUCCCGUAGUUGAGAACGGCAAAAACAAUUCAGAAAUGAAAUCAGAGAUUGCUGUUGAUGAGAAUCAGUAUCUUGGUGGCGACUGGCCGGAGUACACGUACGAUAGUGGACAGAACAAAAUGGCUUGGGAGGAUGAAUUUUCUAUGAGUUCAAUGCUUAAGGAUGACAUGGAUGUUCCUCAAAUGUUAUUUGGCGGCCAGGACGAUUGCAGUUCGGCGCGGUUGGAUAAAAUGUUCGAUGAUAUGGUGGCGGAUUCUCAAAGUAAGUGCACAGACCAGUCUGAUUUAGGAAGAUCAAAGUAUAUGAAACAUGAUUACCCACAAUCAAUGUACUGGAACAAAUUGGAUGAAACUUCUCAUUUUAUGGUAUCCAAUACUGACCAAACGGAAGCUACUGUGGACACUAAGGCACCAGUAAAAUCAUCCGCUGAACAAGAGGAGGAUGCCAAUGAAGAAGUGUCAUGUAAGGCAAUGCAAGAUCUAGAAGACGUCAUGACACAGUUGACCUCAGAGACACGUUUAUUCUUUCGGGAUGCCUUGUACCGCCUUGCAAACAACUCGAAACAACAGCAACAAGCUCAAAACCAGAACAGAUGUGGAGAAGAUUACAAGCCGCAAGUACCUACCCAGCAACAAGAAAACUCAAUGUAUGGAAGAAGUGACAACAUGGAGUUAGAGACCAACAUCAUUGACAGGACAGUGGCGAAACUCAUGUUCAAUGAAAUGAACUGUAAUGAAACAGAUGAUUUUUGUGUAGACUCAGUCGACUUCAGUGAUGCAUCAUUUACAGCGGCCAGCUCAUUCAACAACAGCUAUGAUCAGUCAGUUCAAUGUCAUAACUCGAAUUGAUCUCCCGUGUUUCGCAUUUCAUGCUUACCCUUUAGAGUGUUAUGUUAGUGAUUGUAGGUUAUGUAAACUCAAUGCUCAUAAUGAACUCCUCCCCUCUGUAAAAAGAAGAGAAUUUUUCUUUUUGUUUUGCUUAGAAGACAAUCUCAUACUCUUGUGUACCUAGUCAAUCGACCCCAUUUUUACUGGCACUGUGUCGAUUCUCUCGGGACAUGAAACUCAGCUAUGCCUUUUCAUAUGUAAAUAUAAGUGUAUCCAUCUCCUUUGUAAAGUGUUGUAUUCUUUCUUGCAAUUUUGAUCUUGCCUAUGGUUUUUGAUAUUAUAAAAUCAUGAGAACUUCUGCUGCCA